AAGGAAGGAAUAAUAGAAUGUUACCGUUAAAAGAAAAACAUCGAAUUCCUUCUUAAUCAUGAAGCAACUGCAAUAAACAAAACGUUAAAUCACAACUUGAACUGUUGGAUUAAGUUCGACAUAAUUCCAAAAUGAAGGCUUUAUCAUGCAUGCCCCAAUGCACGACUCGGGUUGUUUACCUCUCCGGCAACCAUUGAAACAAGAGCGUUUCCUCAGGAGAUGUUGUUUCUUUCUCUCUCUUUAUGUUCUAGUCAUAGUCUCCACCGUCGGGCUGGGUGGAUUGAUGGUCGUGUUCGUUUUGAAGCCUCAAAAGCCAGUGUUUUCGGUCCGAACCGUAACAUUAGAUGCAUACCAGUUGAAUGUUUAUUCCAAUUCAACCUUGUUUGUCUCAGCUGUUGCAUCUUUGGUCUUGAACGCUAGCAAUCCUAACAAAAUCAGCCUAAGGUACAGCCCUUCGAGGCUUCAACUCCACUCGGAAGGACUCCCGAUGGCUGUCAUUAGAGUUCCCGGGUUCUUUCAACCUGCUCAUAGUAGAAAUGUCAGUUUGACAACAAGGGUUUUAAUUCCUUGUGUGAAUGUCAGCCGGGUUCUGAGUGGGGAUUGGUUGCAAGACCAGCAGGGGCAGAACAUUGUUCCAAUGAAACUAUCAGGUGACAUUAAAGUGAACCUCCAUUUUUUACACAUCACUUUGCCAAAGGUCAAGGUUGUCCUGGAUUGUGACAUGAGCUUCGAGUAUAGGGACUUGGCAUUCCUAAAUGAAGUUUACAUAAACAAAACAGCUAAAGAUCUCCUUGCAUCUUUUUCUGAUGGUUCCAAAUCCUUCCUCAAGAAAUGUUCUUUGGCUAUCUACCUAUAGAGGAAAUCGGAAACUU
This is a messenger RNA of Hibiscus syriacus, 872 nucleotides long. RefSeq lists its product as uncharacterized. Bases 146 to 856 code for a protein of 236 amino acids. The record is from RefSeq and is a predicted model, not a curated record. NCBI's taxonomy places the organism in Eukaryota, Viridiplantae, Streptophyta, Magnoliopsida, Malvales, Malvaceae. The transcript has 3 exons. Gene Ontology annotation, cellular component: plasma membrane.